Messenger RNA from Fusarium tjaetaba, 3003 nucleotides. Its product is annotated as ATP dependent RNA helicase. Gene Ontology annotation, molecular function: protein binding. Gene Ontology annotation, cellular component: microtubule cytoskeleton; cell tip. Gene Ontology annotation, biological process: establishment or maintenance of actin cytoskeleton polarity. The coding region runs from base 1 to 3003 and encodes 1000 amino acids. The record is from RefSeq and is a predicted model, not a curated record. The transcript has 6 exons. Lineage: Eukaryota; Fungi; Ascomycota; Sordariomycetes; Hypocreales; Nectriaceae.
AUGACACGACCAUCGAUCGUCAGAGCCGAUACUAUCGAUCUCCAAGAUCAUCACUCUCCAUCCGCUCAGGACCACUCGAAGAGCCCACGCCUGGGCGGCAACGCCAACUCCCUAGGUCCCCACCAAGCUGAGACUAUUCGUGAGGUCACACACGACAUUGCAGACGAACAGCGACGCUCUCCAAGAGUUUCUCUCGACAACCGCAACAGUCUCGACGAAAUUGAUUCCUUUGCAGACGAACUUGUCGCCAACUCUACAAGUGGGAAUACUCGCGCACAGGGCGCACGCGACAACAAUAGCAAUAUGAAUCAAGAAGAUGCGCUGGCAAUUGCGCAGAAUGGAGGCGUCUCAUCUUCGGAUGAGGGCGAGCUCGACGGCGACGAUGACCUCGAUGACGACAUGAUGGAUAAGAUCUCAAGUUCGCCUUCGAUUGAAGAUGGUGGGUGCUACCCCGUCGCUACCCCUGCGGCAUGGCCACGCCGUGUCUCUUCCCUACCUUCGCAGAGGAGUAGUACUCCCAGUAUCUCUGGUUCAAGCGGCACCAGAGUUUGCUCGCCAUAUCCUGAACCCCCCAACUACGUACCCAGUCCAUGCGCAAUUGCGCAGCUUCCACGAGCAUUACUCACAAAAGUCCGGAACCAUCGUCUUCAUGGUGAGUAUGACGGUCGCGACGAGCAUAAUAACGACGCCGAACCCGAACCCGACGAUAGUUGGACAACGUCCAAUUCGACAGCCGAAUUUCACGAAAUGUUCGAAGAAGUUGAACCACAGGCUAGCAUUGGAGGAAAGGGCACCGUAGCCGAUAACAGAGAGCAGGAUAUUUUCUAUGAUUGUGAUCCAAUGCUGGAUCUAUCCGAUUCGGAUUUUGACGACGACGAAAGCCCCGACUUCGAUCCCGCACUUACUGUUCCCUACGAAGAAUCUUUUGAAGACGAUGAUUCUGAACUCUCCAUUCCUGACGACUACAAUUUCAUUGACUCCGGCUGGGCGGUUGAGUGCUUACAAGACAUAGAGGAUAUUGAUUUCGAAUUCGUUUACGCGCUUCACACUUUCGUGGCCACCGUUGAAGGUCAAGCAAAUGCAACCAAAGGUGACACCAUGGUUUUGCUAGACGAUAGCAACAGCUACUGGUGGCUAGUCAGAGUUGUUAAAGACAGCAGCAUUGGAUAUCUACCUGCAGAGCAUAUUGAAACGCCAACGGAACGUCUAGCACGUCUGAAUAAACACAGGAAUGUCGAUCUCUCUGCAACUAUGUUGGGGGAUACGGCGGAGAAGAAGCAACAAACGUUCAAAUCGCCAAUUAGAUUUGGACGCAAAACGGUCACAUUCACUUCACCCACGUACCACGACUACACUGAGAUCGACGACUAUUCGUCCGACGAAGAAGACUUGGAUGACUUAUUCGCCGGCUCGACCACUACAGCCAAGCAAGAUCAACAACAAGAACAAAAGAAAGAUCGAGAUCCAGCUUCGACAAUAUCGAUCAUAGAAGAUGAUUCAUCAGAGGAGAGCGCCAGGGUUGAGCCUCUCAAGCCCCGUUCAAAUAAAGAUGUUAAAAUGGCUAUGGAGCCGUCAAAGGUUGACACUGUGGAAGAGGAAGAUGAGACGAGAAGCAGUGAGGAAAUACUAUUCGACAACAAACAGGAAGGCCCCAGCAGAUCCCGCAAUGGUACCGUCAGAAACACCGACUCUUUCUUUAGAGAUGAGACAGUCGAGACCAAGAAGAUCACUCUCACGCCCAAUUUACUACGAGACGACAACCAACCUCGGCCGUCUCAGGACUCAACAACCAAGGAUAUCAAGUCCCGAGGAAGUCUUGAUAAGCUAGACAAGGAGCUCAUGUCCGACAAGGAGAAGAAGAAGCACCAAGAUAAGUCUCGGAAAGAGAAGGAAAAGAAGCCGAGCGCCAUCCGAAGUUUCUUUUCCAGAAAGGACAGAAAGAAGUCGGUCGACGACGAUGACGAAUCUUUUGGCAAGCGCUCUAUGGAUAUCGUAUCGGAGCCUCGGGACAGCGAGUCAAUUGAAGAGGUCGCAUCGCCUGAUAGACAACCGCAACGGAGUACAAGCAAACUUCAGAAGCAGCUCCCACGAACUGAAGCAUCUCCUGGCAAGGGUGGGGAGACCUCGUCGACCAUGGAACUCGCAGCUUAUCUGGCCGAGUCUCGGGUCAACGAUGUGUCCAACGUGCCACCAGCGUCGAUGCGGAUCGUCAAUCCCGAGACACAGGAGACACAUGAAGUGCCAUCAAAUUCACAAAGUGGUGGGGAUCCGGCCAAGGUACGUUCCUCUUCAGCCGCUGCACAACACGACGAUACGAAGGCAUUGGCGAGGGCGUUGGGCCGCAGCGCAAGCACAGGGGGCGAGCCUAGGGCAACCAAGACAGUCAAGCCUCGGCCAUUGAUGGACCUGGAUGAACUGUCAAGCUCCGACGAGGAUGAUGUGUCUCAGCCUACGAACCGAACGACACCAGAGCAACCCGUCGAGAAGAAGCCCGAGGGCGGGCUACGGCCACAACUGCCAGGAGCGUUCCCUGAUAGCUUCGAUGCAACCGCCAAGCCGAACGCAUCCACAGCGGCAGGCCAAGGCCAGAAAGAUCGUCUGUCAGAAUCACCGGUGCAGUUGUCACCUGUCAACACAACACGGCCACCAGCACUGGAGAUUGACACGUCCUCCCAAGAAGGUCGCUCGUCCUCCGAUGUACCGUCACCAGAGCUCAUGCCUGGUGACGAGACACCUAAGGAUAGUAGCUCAACGAAAAGUGCCAAAGAACCUGGCUGGGAUGACGAGAAACUUCGAGCCUUCUUUGACGAUGGUGAGCACGUUCGAGAUCUGCUCAUGGUCGUGUACGACAAGACAGACGUGGAACCUGUUAGCAAAGAUCACCCGGUGGUCAGUGGUAUGUUUAGAGAACAGAACGCUAAGCUAGCGGAGAUUACCACUCAACUUGACAACAUGCUCGGGGACUGGUUGGCUAGGAAGCAACGGCUUCGCGGCUCAGUAUGA